AUGGAGCUUUCAUGGACCCUAUUACUCUCCGCCACCGGCCUGCUCUUAUUUGGCUAUUUCUAUCACGUGAACCGGGCCAUGUCAGUCCUUCCAGAAGAAGCCGAGAAGAUAGCCAGUAAGCCGUGGACGAAGGAAGAAAUUCUAGCCGCAUAUGAGAAGUGCCGCCGAGAGAGGCCGGAUUUCAAAAAGGAUCUCCCGCCAAAGCAAAACAGGCGAUAUGUCGUGUUUGGAGGAUCAGGUCUUGUCGGCGGCUGGCUCGUCGAGCACCUGAUCAUACGAGGAGAAAACCCAUUGGCCAUCCGCAUCGCUGACCUCCAAGCACCUCGGCGAGAUCAAGCGGUCAAGCAGCGUGUCCCAUACUUCAAGGCCGAUGUCACCGACGCAGCCUCUGUCUCCAAGGUCUUCACUACUCCGUGGCCGGCCGAACAUGCACAGUUGCCUCUGACAGUCUUCCAUACUGUCGCUUAUAUCCACGCUGGCUACCGCAAGGCAGACUUCCUCGACACGUACAUGAAGGUCAACGUCGAGGGCACGGAGAACGUCCUCAAGGCGGCGAAAGCGGCGCGCUGUGAUGUAUUCAUCGCGACCUCAUCUUGCAGCACGGCUAUCAGACCUCUCGAUUUCUUCGUCUACCCGUGGGAGAAGCACCCGCGAAACUUUGUUCAGCUCUCGGAGAAUGGCGAACCGCCACCCCUGAAGCUGGAGAACUUUGCAGGUUGCUAUGCUUAUACCAAGGCGUUGGCGGAGAAAUUGGUGAGAGACGCUGACAGUAAGAGGGACUCGUUCAGGACUGGCGCCAUUAGACCCGGACACACCAUCUAUGGCCAUGGAGACCAGAACAAGAACUCCGUGGUCUAUGACUAUCUGCGGCGUGGAGGUCUGCAAACGUGGCUGACCCCUUUCGUCCUGCAAUACGUCUCAGCCCAGAACGUAUCUCUCGCUCACCUCCUGUACGAAGCGCGGCUACUCGCGGGCCACGAUAUCGGUGGCAAUGCCUACGCGGUGUGCGACCCUGGUCCCCCAUUCCGCUACAGUGACCUGUACCGAGCCAUGUCGACCCUGGCACACCCCAGCACGCCCAUCAGAUGGCCCGAGGUCCAGCCUCUCCCGCUCCUCCUAAUCGCCCAUCUUAUCGAAGGCUACAUGCUCCUCCGACGCCGCUAUCUCGGCUUCUUACCCGAGGUCACCAACUUUGACCUCUCGAUGCUUCAGCCCGCCGUGUUCAACUACUCCACUCUCGUCAUCAUCUACGACGAUUCGCGUGCCAGGCGAGAGCUGGGAUACAACACGAGCCACGACACGCUGGAGGGGGUGUGCCUGCAUAUGCUCGAGUGGAACGAGCAAGCGGAAGCGAGACUGAAGGCGAAAGGCGAGGCGGAGGAGGAGGUGGCGACUGUGCCUGAGAAGAGCGUUCCUGGAGUAGCACAGCGUGUUGCGGCCUGA
Messenger RNA from Fonsecaea pedrosoi CBS 271.37, 1443 nucleotides. RefSeq lists its product as uncharacterized. The record is from RefSeq and is a predicted model, not a curated record. The transcript is spliced from 3 exons. Gene Ontology annotation, biological process: ergosterol biosynthetic process. NCBI's taxonomy places the organism in Eukaryota, Fungi, Ascomycota, Eurotiomycetes, Chaetothyriales, Herpotrichiellaceae. Bases 1 to 1443 code for a protein of 480 amino acids. Gene Ontology annotation, cellular component: endoplasmic reticulum. Gene Ontology annotation, molecular function: 3-beta-hydroxysteroid dehydrogenase [NAD(P)+]/C4-decarboxylase activity; 3-beta-hydroxy-Delta5-steroid dehydrogenase (NAD+) activity.